This is a messenger RNA of Ilyonectria robusta, 348 nucleotides long. RefSeq lists its product as uncharacterized. NCBI's taxonomy places the organism in Eukaryota, Fungi, Ascomycota, Sordariomycetes, Hypocreales, Nectriaceae. Bases 1 to 348 code for a protein of 115 amino acids. The record is from RefSeq and is a predicted model, not a curated record. The transcript has a single exon.
AUGUCGUCCGACCGCAGCAUUUUGGGUCAUCAAUUUCACAGUAGCCACCAGCCUUCCGAUGCUAGCGCGCUGCUCUUUGACACCUCUGGGUUACUGCAACCACUCGACUCUAUCCUAUUGACGGUCGCGUCCCGUUUUGGUAACCUGGACUCUCUUGUCGCAGGGCCAGAGCUCUCUAAUCAAUCUGUCUACCUUCCUCUGGCGAGUCAGGCCCACAUCGCCCAGCCCAUUGGCACUUUCCCUCCGCAUCCCGUCCUGACACCUUUGACACCCCUUGAGCACCUAUUCCAUUCUUUUCUUUCAGUUCCCGCACAGGGCAUGGGUUUCGGCACAAACCAGGGUAGUUAA